Molecule: messenger RNA, 1203 nt
Organism: Xiphophorus couchianus (Monterrey platyfish)
Lineage: Eukaryota; Metazoa; Chordata; Actinopteri; Cyprinodontiformes; Poeciliidae
Product: complement factor H-related protein 4-like
Exons: 7
Coding region: 211-1068 (285 amino acids)
Source: RefSeq, a predicted model, not a curated record
ACUUUUUUUUUAUUAUUCAUUACAAGUGUUUUUGGUUUUUUUUUUUUUUUUUUUUGUCGUAACAAAUUUGUUUGCACCGUUUUGGCAGAACUACUGUUUACUCCAGAUUUCCUAACUUUUGGAAGUCUGCCCUGAAUAAUUAUUAACUACUUCUGUCCGGAGCUGGGAUUUUGUUCCAAUCCACAGAGGAACUUUGUUAUUCCUGACAAAAUGUGUGUGAGGUAUCUGGGAUUUGUGCUUCUGGCUUGGCUUCCUGGCCUCCUGCACGCUCAAAUAACCUGUAGUCCUCCCGCGCUCACUAAUGGCUAUUUUGUCCCACAGCAAGAUGGACGAACUUUGACUUAUAGCUGUGAAACUGGAUUUAAGCCGGUGGUGGAGGGCUGGUGGGCAACAAGCACCUGCCAGAAAGGCGAAUGGACUCAUACCCCUCGGUGUGUAGACAGUAGCUCCUGCCUUCCACCUGCUAUUGAAAAUGGGAAGCCCGAAGAACCUAGGGAUUGGUAUGAAAACCAAGACGAGAUCGCGGUCGUCUGUGAAGAUGGGUUUAACACGGAACCCCGCUCCGGCAGUAUUCAAUGCUCAAAUGGAAUAUGGCUUCCCCCGCUUGUUUGUGAGAGAAGCAAUAAUACAUGUAAUGAGCCUGAUAAAAUCCCCCAUGCAGUCAUCAUUCAGGAACCCAAGGAGGUUUACGGCCCUAACUCUCUCGUAGAGUAUCAAUGUGAAAAUGGAUACACUACAGGCCAAGCAAAUGACAGAGGAACUAUUACUUGCCAAAACGGAACCUGGACUGAAGCACAACCAUGCAUUCCUGCCGCUCAACCCUGUGUGUUGGAUAUGCGAAGACUGAAUAUUGGCGAAACUUCACAGAUCAGCAUAAAUGAUGGAGAGACAAAGGAGAUUGUUUGUACACUGUGGCGGGAUUACUGGAUGUUUGCUAGGUGCUCUAAUGGAAGAAUAGAAGCAACCGACUGUUGCCACAUCACCACCAUUGAGCAAAAUCUUUGCAAAUUUUCCGAAGCGCUGAAACAUUUCCUGGCUUUGGAUUCAUCCACCGCAAGCAGAGAAUGAAGUGACAUCAGAGAUAUUUCUGACAGAAACACCUGGAAGGAAACUUUUUCUUUUUUUAGUUAAAUUCUGUUGAUUGUUGGUUGACAGUAAAUAUAAAACACUUGACUUUGUCUAAAAUAAAAUAUUUCGACAGGA